AACUGAAAUCAGUUUCAGCAGGAAAGAUACAGAAAUGGACAGAGCGAACACAGUCGACUGUAGCAGCACAUCUGUGGCUACAUACAAUCAAGAAUUCACUGCUAGGACUGAGCCUCAGGAAACAGGCUCUUCAAAGUUCUGCAAAGUGGUGGUUGUGUGCCUGGCGUUGCUGUUUGGUAUCCUGCUGGCUGGUCUCAUAGCUCUAGCAUUCAAGUACAGUACAGACACAGUCCAGUUCAAGACUGACUAUGACCAGUGUAUGGAUGAUCAGGACUAUCUGAACAGACGUUACUACAAUCUGACUACAGAGAGAGAUCAGCUUCAGGCCAGUGAAAAAAUCCAAAUGAAAAAAGUACAGACUUUAGAAAAGCUGCUACUAGUUGGGUGCAUGACAGGAAGGAGCAACUUUUCCUCUCAUCUUUAUUGUGUCUCUGCUACGAUGUUGUCGUGGAAUGAGAGCAGACACAGCUGUGCUGAGAAAGGAGCUUAUCUUGUGAUCAUAAAUAGUCCAGAGGAACAGGAAUUCAUAUCUAAUUUCCAAAUAAACAUAUGGAUUGGCCUUUCUUUAAAUGUUACUGAGGGAGUGUGGAAAUGGGUGGACAACACCGAAGUAAUCAAAGAGUACUGGGCAACAGGAGAACCCAAUGAUGUAUAUGGAAUUGAAGAUUGUGCAGAGAUUUUAACUGGCGGACCAAGCCAAGAAAACUGGAACGACCUUUCAUGUGAAGAAAAAAAACAAUCCAUUUGUGAAUAUGCAUAUUAAAUGCUUAUUUUUAAGCCAUGAAAGCAUUAUACAUGCCUUUUUAGUUAAAGAAUCAGUAGAAAAAAGUAAUAUGUCUGAAAGUCAAGAGAGACAUUUUGUACUCCUAUAAUAUGAUAAAUUGCUAUGCCUCUUCUUAUUCUGACAUAGUUCAUUGACACAACAUUCAAAAUCACAUGCUGUUUAUUUAAAAUAAUUUGAACGGUUUUUGUAAGUGAUUUUUGUCCGAUUUUGUUUUUAUUCCCGAAUAAAGAAGUAUUCACAUGGAAUUAUAACAUCAGCAUCACACCUGCUAAAGAUGCACAUUAGAAAUGACCUUUAUAUUAUAUUUGAUUCUUGAAUUUUGAAGCCUAAUUUAGAUUUAUUAGUCUGCUGUGUUGCUCUUCCUUUAUGGACAGAAUACAGUUUUCAAAGUGGAUAAUUGCAAACAUGUGUUCUACAUUAGCCAAUACUUUAUGCUUUGCAUUCAAACAAUAGCCUAAUAAUGAAAAAAAAAUUGUUUUUGCUUUUAAAACUUUUUCAUGAAAAGAUAAAAAGACAAAAACACAACUAGGUGUAUAAAGUUUGUUCAUUUUCCAUUUUUUACAUACAUUUUUGCAUACAGCAGUGAUUGAAGGCAAGUCAGAUCUAACAUUAGUAACCGAUCUGGCAAUA
Messenger RNA from Onychostoma macrolepis, 1414 nucleotides. RefSeq names its product C-type lectin domain family 4 member E-like. Bases 35 to 763 code for a protein of 242 amino acids. Lineage: Eukaryota; Metazoa; Chordata; Actinopteri; Cypriniformes; Cyprinidae. Gene Ontology annotation, molecular function: signaling receptor activity. The transcript is spliced from 5 exons. The record is from RefSeq and is a predicted model, not a curated record.